AGAGUAGAGCUUGCCUCGCGGAAUAGCGGUAGUAGUUGUACCCUCGCCCUCUCUCUAACGGUCUCUCUCUCUCUCUCUCUGGCUCGCGCGCCCCCGAUCGCAGUUAUAUAGCCACUCUCCGUCUCUGUCUGUCUUUGGCUCUCUGCGCAGCGCACGACUGGCUGCUGCUGCCUGGCUCAAAGCUGACUGCCGAGUCCGACUGGCCGCUUUCUUAUACACUCGCUAUUUCUCGCUCGCUCUCGCCCCUCUGAGCAGCAGCAGCAGCAGCUCGGCACGCAGAGCACGGAGCAGAGCUCGUUACAACACUUGGACUCUCUUCUGCCGAGACGUCGUCGUCUUCUUCGUCGGCUUCCGCAUCCAACGCUCCCAGUGUUGAUCGUGCCUCUUGGUGUUCGACGACGACGGCGACGAUCUAAAGUCGACCCUGUACUUCCCCACCCCUCCCCUCGUCGUGUGUGUGUGUGUGUGUGUGUGUCUGUGCAUCAACCCUCCCCUCCCUACCCGCACAUCUCCCAGUGCGCACAGAAAUUCGCUUAAUAAUUCAGAACGCUCGACUCGGGGGAUCCUCUCGCGGCGAUUCGAAUGUGUGUCAGUUGAGCCCUACUCGUGAAACGCUCGUGAAACGCUCGUGAAUCGCUCGUGAAAGAGUGCGUCAAAGGGAAAGCGAGAGAGCGAGCAGCGACGAGUAGGGGGCCGCCGCCGAUCUCUGCCUCGUCGAGGGUGCGCUGCUGCUUCUUCGUGUUUUGUUGUUCCUUGUACUGUCCUCGUCGACCGCGCUUAUCUCUCUCUACGGCAAACCCGAACCAGUGUACAAAACGCACACAGAGUGGUGAUAUCGAAACAGCGAGCCAGUUGUGCAGCUUCGCCGACUGCUACGAGCGACGACGAGUGCUGAUUCUCGAGCAUUUCGUUCGCAACUACAGCUGUGCGAAAUCGAGCCAACGGCCAGGCAGACAACCCGAGGUCUGUUCUUUUCACGAAGGACCGAGUCGAGCUAUUAGCAGGCGCCGUGGUGCGCCAGCUUGGUCCCGGCAUGGCUGCCCAAGCGGCUUGCACGAGGUUCAGUGACAACUACGACCUCAAGGAGGAGCUCGGCAAAGGGGCUUUCUCUGUGGUCAGACGAUGCGUGCAAAAAAGUACGAACCUCGAGUUUGCUGCCAAAAUCAUCAACACGAAAAAGUUAUCCUCUAGAGAUUUUCAAAAGUUGGAACGAGAAGCGCGAAUAUGUAGAAAACUCCAACAUCCAAAUAUCGUCAGAUUACACGAUAGCAUACAGGAGGAAAAUUACCACUACCUCGUAUUCGACUUAGUAACAGGCGGUGAGCUGUUUGAAGAUAUCGUGGCACGGGAAUUUUACAGCGAAGCUGACGCGUCGCACUGCAUUCAACAGAUCCUCGAGAGCGUACACCACUGCCAUCACAACGGGGUCGUGCACAGAGAUCUCAAGCCAGAAAACUUACUCUUAGCCAGCAAAGCCAAAGGGGCUGCGGUGAAAUUGGCCGACUUUGGCCUGGCGAUAGAAGUCCAAGGCGAUACACAAGCAUGGUACGGAUUCGCGGGCACGCCCGGCUACCUCAGCCCCGAGGUCCUCAAGAAGGAGCCUUACGGCAAGCCCGUCGACAUAUGGGCCUGCGGCGUCAUACUUUACAUUCUGCUGGUCGGCUACCCGCCCUUCUGGGACGAGGACCAGCACCGGCUCUAUGCCCAGAUCAAGGCUGGAUCCUACGACUACCCCACGCCAGAAUGGGACACAGUCACGCCCGAGGCGAAAAACCUCAUCAAUCAGAUGCUCACGGUGAACCCGAGCAAGAGGAUCACGGCCAACGACGCCCUCAAACACCCAUGGAUCUGCCAACGCGAGCGCGUGGCAUCCAUCGUCCACAGGCAAGAGACAGUGGAUUGCUUGAAGAAAUUCAAUGCCAGGCGCAAAUUAAAAGGCGCCAUCCUUACCACCAUGCUGGCCACAAGGAACUUUUCCAGUAAGUAUGAGCCGCCUGGUGGAAAAAGCAACGCCAAGAAGGGCGAUGGUUCCCAGGUGAAGGAAUCAACAGAUAGCAGCACAACGCUGGAGGAUGAUGAUAUUAAAGAGGAUAAGAAAGGCGGUGUCGAUCGGAGCAGCACGGUCAUUGCCAAAGAUCCCGAAGCGUACGGGUCACAAGGAACGCCGCCUAGUAGUCCCGCUUCUACAGCUUCCGUCUUUUCGAGGGCCAUAGGAGCCGCACAGGCGCAGAAACAAACGCCCGGUAGUCCUCUAGGUAUUGCCGCGGUCCUCUUGCAGGGUGCUCAAGGAAGUGGUAGCAGCUCCAGCAGCAGUAGUAACAGCCAAAAUAGCCAGACUGGUGGCUUUUCACCACCCCCAACCUGCACGGUCUUCACGACUAGGAACGAUCUACUAGAAACUCCCAGACGACAGAGCUCAGCCAGCACUGAGGCCGAAGGACCGCGACAACAGGCUGGCGGCUACAGGCAAUUGGGCUACGAUCCUGACGAAGCAAGACGCCAGGAAAUCAUCAAGAUGACCGAGCAGCUUAUCGAGAGCAUCAACACGGGCGAUUUCGAGGCUUACACAAAGAUCUGCGAUCCUCAUCUGACCGCUUUCGAGCCUGAAGCUCUAGGUAAUUUAGUCGAAGGAAUGGAGUUUCACAAAUUUUACUUUGAUAAUGUGCUGGGAAAGAAUUGCAAAGCCGUCAACACAACGAUCCUGAAUCCGCACGUACAUCUACUCGGCGACGACGCGGCAUGCAUCGCAUACGUCAGAUUAACCCAGUACAUGGACAAACAAGGUGUGGCGCACACCCAGCAAAGCGAGGAAAGUCGCAUAUGGCACAAGAAAGACAACAAGUGGCAGAACGUGCACUUCCACAGGAGCGCCGUGACGGGUCCGUCGCCCUUUGCCCAGAACAAGUAAGGCACGAAGCGAUCCGGCCAUCACCUGGACGACGAUCGUGCCAGUUUGCAGCUGCGGCCUCUACAGCCAAGUCGCCAGCAGCAGCAGCAGCCAACAUACCCAAAUGACCCAACUCGCUACGGUGGCGGCUCGCGACUCGAUUUGGUCAAACGGCCGAGGAACGAAUUAGCAGCGGAGUCAGCGGCUCGAUUGCUCAUCGACAUGGCCAGCGCCGGUAGCAGCACCAACGCCACCUCCUCUCCCGAUGCUUCUACUCCCCUGCCGUCGAACGACUUGACAUUUUUCCAUUGAACAUUGAUUCAGGCGUUGACGAAUGCGCGAUACACGAGGAUGAUUCGCUGCGUGAUCAGCGCGAUGCGUGACUUUGUAACAUCUGCUUGCGCGCGCGUGUGUGUGCGUGUGUGUGCGUGAGUUUGAGACUGUGCACUGUGUAUUAAACGAGCCAAAGGCACUUCGUUGGACAUUCCUUAUUUAAAGACCAUAUGUGUCGGCAGUAUAGAGCUUGAGAGCCAAGACAUUUUCAGGCGCGAAUCCGAGAAAAUUUAAACGAUCGUCCAAAGUUUGUACGCGUUGCGCAGCUUUGCUAACAAAUCGCUCAAUUCGCUCAAUUUUUCCAAUUUGCCCAAUCGAUCGUCGAUACGAGUCUGACGAUAAUCGUACAAGUAGCUCUUCGAUUCACACUACCGUUUCGACGCGUUCCAUUCUUUCAUCUUGUUGAUUCUGCUCUCUUUUUACACCUUUACUUCCACGUCGAUCGAGCGUCGAAAUUUACAACAAAUAAUACUUGAUCAUUACAUCCUCAAAGACUGCUUUUAAAUGCCAGCGAAAAAUAUAUGAGAAACAAUUUUACGACAAUGGCCAGAAUUCUUCCGACAGAAUUCGUUAAUGAAUAUACGCAUAUGUAUACAUGUGGCCUUUUCUGUGAAAUCUAAUCCUAGGAAAAAAAAAUCAUUUUUUCAUGCACUGAGAAGCAUAUUGUUUUUCAUAUCAGAAAUGUUUGAAAAUGUUAUUUCAAUUUUACUUUUGUAUUUUACUCAAAUUAACAAAAAGCGUUGAAAGAAAUACUUCAAACAUGUCUUAAUACUUUAUGAUCGUGCUAUACUAUUGAGAGAAAAAAAUCAUACAACUUGUAAAGAAUGCUAUAAUAGCAAAGAAACAAUAGAAGGCUAUUAAUGGAGAAAAUUUGUUAAUUUUUUGGUGAUAACAGUCGGGAUCGAACUUGAUUGGAUUUGGAUUUUUAGGUUUUUCUCCCGCUCAAAGCUCAGAAACGAGUAUUUUUUUCCAAAGUCACUCAGGGGUUUAUCAAGAUGAUUAAUUUUAAGCAACAACACGACUUGAAGGAAGAAACAAACUUUUGAACUUUAAAGGAGGUUACAAAGGAUUUUAGAAAAUUUUCAUAAAAUCUGGAGGCAUGUAAAAACAACAAGAUUUCUUAGCAUGAAAAAAAAAGGGUUUUAGGGACAUCUGAAUUCGCAGAGAGUUAGCCGUAUAUAUUUUAGCAUAAUAUUUAUAUACUUUCCAUGGACUAAUGAAUGAAACGACCAAAAAAAUUUUAAUUGUUGAUGUGUGUAACGAUGAACUUACGUCGCGAGUCAUCGAUCAACUCUAUCCGCAAAAGAAAGUAUUAUUAACCGAAAAAAUGUUCAACUUGGAUAAAUAUAAAUGUAUGAAUAUAAAAUUAUUAUCAUAAUAAAGUGUGUAGACAAGUCAAGAGAAGUUACGAGAGUCUGCUACUGUUGGCCCGGUGAGCAAAAAAAAUCCGAUAUAACUACUGAUAAAAAUGAUCGAUGAGACUAAAAAUGCUAGAGAGAAAAAAAAUGAUUGCAAUUGUAACUCUUAUGUACUGUACUCCAAAUCGGACCAAUCGUCAGAGCGUUCCUCGCAAAUGUUCCGCACUCCUCUAUUAUAAUUAUAAAGGAAAUUAUCAUAUGUAUUGCAUGAUGGACAAAGUGAAAAUUGAGAGAUGAAAGGACAAGAAGCGCGGGGUCAUUCUCCAUUCCUCGGCGAGAGGACGCGAGCCGCAAAAACAAUGAGAGAAAGUUGAGCCAAACCAAUCAGAGAACGAAAACGUUACUAACCGUCUCGAGUCGUAUUAUAAAUAUUAUACAUAACAUAUAGUACGUAAUAUCUUCUCAUGCGGCGCUUCUCGAGCUUUUACGAGCUUCUAACAUUAUAUAUAUUAUAUAUUAUACACCUACGAUGUAUUGUACGCGAUUGACAUGACCGAUGAUCUUCUUUUCUAUCAAUCUUUAGGAUUAUCGUUAAUAAAGACUACACUUGAAUAUAUAAUAAGUAUAUAAAGAUAUGGAAAAUAUUAAUAAUAAGCAUUAUUCUUAUCAUCUAUGAUAAAUUAGAAGGGAAACUACUAAACGGAUGAUGAUUUUAUUAUCGAGUACAAUGAUGCGGAACGUGAGCGUGCUGCGUUCUCUUGAGUUUAAACGAAAAAACAGAAAGAAGUCAUUUUUCUCAUCAGCUCUUGUAGUGACACUCAUUGAAAAAUGAAAGAAAACGAAUAUCUAAAUUUAAUACUUUACACGCGCGAAUGAGCCAGGAAGAAGUGUAAAACUGUUUUUUUACAACGCAACUAAUUAUACAUUUAUUGUUGGUAACUUUAAUUAACUACAUUAAUUAAAACUAUAAACACUGCUCCAAAUUAAUCUCUCGCAUUCAGACUUUAUACAUAAUUGUAAUAAACUUAUUAUACGCUAUGAAUAAAAAAACUCCGUCAAGUUCAAA
Messenger RNA from Trichogramma pretiosum, 5644 nucleotides. RefSeq names its product calcium/calmodulin-dependent protein kinase type II alpha chain (gene CaMKII). The transcript has 18 exons. Gene Ontology annotation, cellular component: neuron projection; cytoplasm. Gene Ontology annotation, molecular function: ATP binding; calmodulin binding; calcium/calmodulin-dependent protein kinase activity. NCBI's taxonomy places the organism in Eukaryota, Metazoa, Arthropoda, Insecta, Hymenoptera, Trichogrammatidae. Gene Ontology annotation, biological process: protein phosphorylation. The record is from RefSeq and is a predicted model, not a curated record. Bases 1034 to 2908 code for a protein of 624 amino acids.